AUGAGGUGUCAACACUCAUUAGGGACGACACGUGGUCCUGCAUCAUCGUCCUCCUCAACUUCUGGCUCUUUGGUAGAAGAGCUUAAUAUAUCAAGUCCUGGUCAUGUACUGUAUGGUUUCUAUAAUACUCCUCCUCUUGAUACAGAAAUUAGUUUUGAAUUCAAUGCUCUGCAUGUGAGGGGAUGGGAUGGAUGUACAUAA
Messenger RNA from Prunus armeniaca (apricot), 201 nucleotides. Lineage: Eukaryota; Viridiplantae; Streptophyta; Magnoliopsida; Rosales; Rosaceae. The record is from the annotation of a GenBank genome assembly.